Ylistrum balloti is the source of this 1044-nucleotide messenger RNA. RefSeq names its product microtubule-associated protein RP/EB family member 1-like. Lineage: Eukaryota; Metazoa; Mollusca; Bivalvia; Pectinida; Pectinidae. Bases 1 to 1044 code for a protein of 347 amino acids. The transcript has a single exon. The record is from RefSeq and is a predicted model, not a curated record. Gene Ontology annotation, biological process: regulation of microtubule polymerization or depolymerization; protein localization to microtubule plus-end; spindle assembly. Gene Ontology annotation, cellular component: microtubule organizing center; spindle midzone; microtubule plus-end. Gene Ontology annotation, molecular function: microtubule plus-end binding.
AUGGCACUGAAUGUGUACGACAAUGGAAACCACACUGACAACUUUAGCCGGAAGGAGUUGUUGAACUGGGUAAACACCAAGCUGGAUGGAACGUACGAUCGGAUUGAGGAUUUGUGCACGGGAGCGGCUUACUGUCAGUUCAUGGACAUUCUAUACCCUGGGGUGGUAAACCUGAAGCGUGUGCUUUUUGCUACCAAGCUGGAACACGAAUUUAUUCGGAAUUACAAGCUUCUGCAAACUGCCUUUAUGGGUCUUGGUAUAAACAAAGACAUUCCAGUAGAGCGUCUCGUUAAAGGUAAAUUUCAGGACAAUUACGAGUUCCUUGUUUGGUUUAAGAAAUUUUUUGAUGCUAACGAUGGCAACCGGAUAUACAAUGCAUCUGAGGCACGAUUCGGGCUUUCACUUGGUUCGGACUACAGCCGUCCUUGUACAGACAGAUCUGUCAGAGAGACCAAAUCACGAAACCGAUGUUGGAACAUUAAGCAAUCUGACCCCAGUGAAACCUCGCGAAUCGUACCACACUUCGAGAGUCCUAAUGGUUUGAACUCCGAGACAGAUAGUGUACCGACUUCCGCAAAUAUGGUCAACGUUCACAAUAAAACUAGACAGGGUCGAUUAACAGCAGUCUCUUCCUGCAGUAUAAGUCUCCAAAUCCCAGCUGAUAGCACGCGCUCAAAUUCAUUUAUCAAACCUCCUAGUGCUACAAUCAGUGAAAGAAUAUCUGACGUCGGUCGCUUGAUUAACGAUGACUCAAAAGUAAGCCAUGCGUCGUAUUCUUCGAUGGAGCAGAAACGAAGAACAGAAAUGGAGGAUCUUGUAAUGAUUGGUCUUCGAAUGGAGGAGUUAUAUAUGACAGUUAGGGCUGUGGAGAAAGAGAGAGACUUUUAUUAUGAUAAACUGUUGAACAUCGAGACCUGGUGUUCACAGCAAGAUGACAGUGUUCCACUAGAGAGUUUAGAGGCCAUCCUUUAUGCAGAAGAUAGCUUUGAGUUAUCCGAAGAGAAGGAUAAUGUGGCGAAUGGUUACGGAACAGGUGUACAUUGA